CCUGCUUCAGCCCCACUAUAAAACGCGCGCUCUAGCUAGCGGCGAAGAACCGCGCGCGCCACAGCGACCGGAGUGGAGGUGGAGCCCAGCCCAUCCAUGGAGGCCGCCGCGGAUCUCUCCGGUGCGGAGCGGGGCAAGGACGACGACGCGGCGGGCAGGCUCACCUACGAGAUCUUCUCCCUCCUCGAGGCCAAGUUCCUCUUCGGCCGCGACGUCGGGCUCGUCCCCGCCGGGCUCCCGCGCGCGGCGCCCGCGGCGGGCAAGGUGUGCGUCCUGUCCAUCGACGGCGGCGCGCGCGCGGCCGACGGGCUCCUGGCCGGCGCCGCGCUGGUGCGGCUCGAGGCCGCGCUGCGGCGGCGCGCGGGGAGCCCGGCCGCGCGGCUCGCCGACUUCUUCGACGUCGCCGCGGGGUCCGGCGCGGGUGGCGUCCUCGCCGCCAUGCUGUUCGCGCGCGGGCCGCGGGGGCGGCCCAUGUACACCGCCGAGGACGCGCUCGCGUUCCUCCUCCGCCGCGUCCGCUGGGGGACCUGGUACCCGCGCGCCGGCGUCGCCGUCCGGCUGCUCCGCCGCGGCGGCGGCGGCGGCCCCGGGUGGUCCGCCUUCGGCAGGGCGCUCGGCGACCUCACGCUCCGGGACACGGUGCGGCCGGUGCUGGUGCCCUGCUACGACCUCGCCACGCGGGCGCCGUUCCUCUUCUCCCGCGCCGACGCCGCCGAGUCCCCCGCGCACGACUUCCGGCUCCGGGACGUCUGCGCCGCGACGUGCGCGGGCGGCGCCGCGGCGGCGGCCGUCGAGGUCCUGUCGGUGGACGGCGGCACGCGGAUCCGCGCCGUGGGCGGCGGCGCCGCGCUGGGCAACCCCACGGCCGCCGCAAUCACGCACGUCCUCAACAACCGGCGCGAGUUCCCCGCCGCGGCCACCGUCGACGACCUCCUCGUCAUUUCCAUCGGCACGGGGGAGCCCGCCGGCGGUGGCAGCGGCCGGCGCGCCAGGGCGCCCGAGGUCGCCCGGAUCGCCGCCGAGGGCGUGUCCGACAUGGUGGAUCAAGCUGUCGCCAUGGCGUUCGGACACAGCAGGACGAGCAAUUACAUCCGCAUCCAGGGCACGGGGAGCCGUCGCGGCGGCGGUGGUGGGAGAGCGCCGAGGGCGUGCGGCGGCGAGACGAGGGAGCAGGCGGUGUGGAAGGCGGAGGCGAUGCUGCUGCAGAGGAGCGUGGAGUCGGUGCUGUUCCAGGGCCGGAAGCUGGCCGGCGAGACCAACGCCGAGAAGCUGGAGCGCUUCGCGCGGGAGCUCGCCAAGGAGCACGCCCGCCGGAAGCAGCAGCAGCAGGCCGCUCAACAGGCGAGCCCCGGCGACGGUACGCCGGCCGUCGUUUCUUCAGCCACACCCAAGCAGACGCCGCACAAGGCAACCACGUCGUCGUCGUCAGCCAGCAGCACCGCCGGUUCAACGGAGGCCGCGAAACCCGAACCUCCACCCCCGCGGCGGCGCCGGCGCGCGCCGGCUGCGACGACGACGAAGCGAGCUCCGGCGGCGCCGCCGCAUUGCUAAGCUUUUGUACUCGGACCGAUUUUGCUGCUGCGUUCCUGUGCAGAUGAAUUCUCCCGAGACGAUCGUUCAUGCCGUGGCAGUGUACUCGUCGCAAGUUGUGUCAUCGACUCAUUGUGUGCAAGCUGCGAAGCUGGGGGGGUGGAUUUGGUCUGCC
This is a messenger RNA of Setaria italica (foxtail millet), 1705 nucleotides long. Its product is annotated as patatin-like protein 3. The record is from RefSeq and is a predicted model, not a curated record. Gene Ontology annotation, biological process: lipid metabolic process. Lineage: Eukaryota; Viridiplantae; Streptophyta; Magnoliopsida; Poales; Poaceae. Bases 97 to 1551 code for a protein of 484 amino acids. The transcript is spliced from 3 exons.